Patiria miniata (bat star) is the source of this 1654-nucleotide messenger RNA. RefSeq lists its product as uncharacterized. The transcript is spliced from 5 exons. NCBI's taxonomy places the organism in Eukaryota, Metazoa, Echinodermata, Asteroidea, Valvatida, Asterinidae. Bases 162 to 623 code for a protein of 153 amino acids. The record is from RefSeq and is a predicted model, not a curated record.
UCCGCGGUGCGCCGACUGUGAACAGUACUGCCAUCCCGUAUGCAGUGCGAUGCCGUAAUAGGCCUAUACGCGUCUUCAAUUUUGUACUGCCGCUUUUGUGGAAUUUAUAACUAAAAAUUCUACAUUUUAACGGUCGCUGGGGAAAGGACUGGGGCAAUAAUAUGGCAAUAAUAACGAGGUGUUGCUGCUUUGACAACGUUCGCACCGGCUCCUAUGCGAGUGGAGUUUACACGUUGGUCUAUGCUCUGGUGGGCUUUGUGUACUUUGCCGUCCUCAUUGUUCAAACCGCAAACGCAAACGAUGCUUCGACUUAUUUCGUGACGUCCAUAAUUGGUAUGAUCUUUUGGGGACUGGCCUUCAUUACGUCCAUAUUCAUGAUGAUCGGUGUGUAUCAAGAUCUGAAGGGGAUGCUGAUACCGUUCGUCAUUGUCAAGACGCUGAUUAUUCUGCUACAGUGCGCAAUGCUGAUCAUAUACAUCGUUGAGCUUGUGAGAUUCUUCUAUUGGCUCACUCUCUUGUUUGUACUGGUGGUGAUGGCAAUCAUCGCUGUGAAUAUAAUGUGUUUGCUGUGUGUGGUCUCUCAGUACCAGGAGCUCAAAGCUGGUCGGGGAAUGAGCAUCUGAAAUGUCAUCAGGAGGUGGAAAAGAAGUUGCAUGCUUACUUCUUCCUCUGAUAAGUUUACCUUAGGUAGGCCUAUACCUCUAAUAUAGAAUAACCCCCUACUGCCUGUUUUCUUCUUGUCAGUGUCGAAUGACGCCAUAGUUUCUUGUAUAAUAGUACCCAUAAUUCAAGUGAGUAGACCCUUCUUUUUUGGAUUGUUGGUGAGAGCUAGAUAGAUGAGCAUUUUUUUCUUGAAUAAUCUGUAAUCACAAUGACUGAAAUGCUGAAAUCUUUAGCCAUGUGGAAGGCCUGAAAGUGUCUACAGUGUAAUGUGCUUAAUUUAAAGGAGGUAAUCAGAAAUUAAUGAUGACUUUAUUUCGUAUACUUUUAUUCGAGAGCAUACAUUUAGAUCGCGUGCCGAUGUGAUCCAAGACUAUAACAGGUGAAUGUCGUGAUUGACGUGGUGAUUUUUCAAAGCACGCUUACUCAAGUUUGGAAUUGAAGUUUUCGUGAUCUCUUGCUCACUCGAAAAGUGUACUUUAAUUCAGUAUCUGCAAGAUUAAUGCGUAUAUUAAUUUAAGAACGAUGGAACAAAAUAUUAGUUUGUACAAGUUACCAUGAUGCCCGGGCCCAUGGAUGUUUGUUCGCACACACUCGAACCCUAUUUUUUAAACGACAAAACCAACACACAUUGUAACAAAAAUAGGUAGGCCUAAGCUAAUUUAUUUUCACACAAUUAAGAUCCAAUGGGUUGGUGCAAUUAUAUUCGCAAUAAAUGUUUUCAUAUUUUAUUUUAUGCACUACGAGCUGAAAUGCUCAUUCUUACACAAAUUUAAGUAAAUGCACUCAAACUAAUUUUAAACACCUAUGAAAGACCAGAACUUUGACACAAAUGACUGACCACAGGCUGAGGGCUAAUAACUGUGAGAAAAUUCUACAAUCAGAAAUACGCUGACUUCUUUUUCUCCAGUUUCCAAAAAACGUAAAAAGAAAAUAUCAAGACAGUGUGGUUUCUGUGUGCCUAUUGAGUAUUAAAAUAUUGAGAAUGAUUUCA